AUUUGAUAAGACACCGGAAGGAAGGCAUCAAUAAAGCGUCAGUUGUGGUAGCCCUAAAUAACCCAACAACAACAAGUUGGUCUUCAUUCGGAUUUUUUUUUUUUUUUUUGAUAAUGGAAACUGACGAAGAUUUUGCUAGGAAGUUACAAGCUGAGUUUAAUGAAGAAGCCAGACUGGCUGAGGAGCAGGAGUGUCAAGAUGCAGCACUAGCUCACACACUGGCCUCUCAGUCACACUCUCUGUCGGACAGUGAUGAAGAGACUGAAGAAGCCAGCGGCCAGGGAGCAGCGCACGGUGUGACACCGUAUGUUAGUCCAAGGAAGCCAAAAGUGCUGGUUGGGGACACUGGAGAUACCAGAACAGUUGGAUCUGGGGUUAAUUGUACCUCACCACGUAAGCAAGGUUUGUUUUGGCCUUUACUGUAA
Messenger RNA from Cherax quadricarinatus, 425 nucleotides. The record is from RefSeq and is a predicted model, not a curated record. NCBI's taxonomy places the organism in Eukaryota, Metazoa, Arthropoda, Malacostraca, Decapoda, Parastacidae.